Suhomyces tanzawaensis NRRL Y-17324 is the source of this 1980-nucleotide messenger RNA. It is a transcript of the gene TRM12, whose product is annotated as Trm12p. Lineage: Eukaryota; Fungi; Ascomycota; Pichiomycetes; Serinales; Debaryomycetaceae. Gene Ontology annotation, biological process: wybutosine biosynthetic process; tRNA methylation. Gene Ontology annotation, cellular component: cytoplasm. Gene Ontology annotation, molecular function: S-adenosylmethionine-dependent methyltransferase activity; tRNA methyltransferase activity. The coding region runs from base 343 to 1614 and encodes 423 amino acids. The transcript has a single exon. The record is from RefSeq and is a predicted model, not a curated record.
UCUUCAAAGGGGACACUGAUCCGAACAGUCGCCGCACUACGGCUCCGACGCUACAAUUAACAUUUCCAAGGGCACUUCAAGCAUCGGUUCGACCCCAACACUGAACUGCUCUGUCAGGACAAUGUAAUCGGGUGGGACACCGGGGGACACCGUGGGCGAAACUGUAUUACGUAAUUUUUCACUGCAGAUUACGUAAGCGCUCCACCGGACACCCACGGCAUCCAGCAGUGGCAGCGGCGCCCCUGCGCUGCAAUUUCCGCCCUCGUGUACUGCAACCAUAACAUGGACUAAAUCACGUGAUAAUAGACGCAGGUGAUAAAUAUUUAUGUUUGCACGUGACGCAUGACCCGUGACUCCAUUCCCGUGAUCUUUCCUGUAAGUCCAGUCGAGAUGCCCAUGGUUCUCUACAUAGCAGUACGGACCCACGACCCUACGCUUGUCAAGGCGAUAAAGUCGCAUCUUGAGCGCUCAGGAAAUCUCAAUAAAGCCGUCAAAAUCCGCAGAGAUGGAGCCGGCUUCUUUAUUCCCACUACCGUACAACACCCAGAUGAGUACUUGCACCAAUUCGACAUAGACCACUACGAGUUUACCCCCGAGGACUCGCCCAUGGAAGCUGCUGUGCGAGAGCAUUUACUUGCCCGCGGCACUUUGCCGUCAAAAGUGAAUUCGUUGAUGCUGGCAGUGCCCAAGAAAUGGUCGCUCUACCCUCCGUUGAUCUUGUUUCUGGGUGAAGCAUUUUCAUCACCACAAUGGAAGGAAUAUGCUGAUGACAAGCUCUAUGCCAGCAUUUUGCGAAAAUACCCCAACUUCACUCACAUAGCUCUCAACAAACCCAUCAUCAAGACAGAUGUAAUGCGAAGACCCUUGAACAUCACGCCCUUGUACGGAGACUUUGGCCCCGAGCCCACGCCAGAGCUAUACGACAAUCCCACACCAGUCGACUUCAAAAGUGGAUUCUGGUGUGGGGUUAACCAGAACGGAAUAGAUCAGAACUGGGCUCCCUUGUACACCAUGUUUUCCCGUGGAAACGUCAAGGAGAAGGCUCGCGUGCUUCGCGACUUUGCCUGCAAGGACAGUGUUGUUUUCGAUCUCUACUGUGGAAUCGGGUACUUUUCUCUCUCCUACUUGAAGAAUGGGUGCAAAAACAUUUUCUGCUGGGAAUUGAACGGAUGGUCGAUCGAGGGCUUCAGGAGAUCCGUCAGCCCCCACUACAGCUACCAGAUUUUUGGACCCGAAGAUGAGUUCAACUACGAAAUUUACACCCAAUUGAAGGACCAGGUAAGAGUAUUUAUAUUCCACGAGAGCAAUGAACAUGUUCCCAGACGAAUGGCGACAUUCCCCGAUCUGAGCAUCGAGGUGACCCACGUGAACUUGGGGCUACUUCCUAGCUCCCAGGGGUCUUGGGAUAUCACGAUGGGAAUAGCGAAGAAGUCACUACGGGACGUUCAUGUGCACGUACAUGAGAAUGUUCACAUCAGCCAGUUUGACGAGUUCAAGGAGAAGGUGGGGCAGAAGUUCGGACCUGUUCAAUGGCUUGAAAAGGUCAAGACUUUUGCGCCCGAUGUGUGGCAUGUGGUAGUGGACGUGGACGUGAAGAAAGUUAAUGGGCCGUGAAUCCCUGGCUGAAUACAUGGAAAAAACUCGAAAAGUAUAGUGACAUAGCUACGAGUACGUGAAACAUUGGCCAUGUCGGUUCCGGUGCCAAAAUUCUAUGCCAAAUGGAGCUAGUAAGUGGUGAGAGUACGGUCGCAACCGCAAGUAACUAGCAAUAAUUAAUAGAUCUUUUCAAGUAUAAAUAAUACUUUGGGUAUUAGAAUAAUCCUGCUUCAUGCCUUCUAAUGGCGAAUUUGACUUGAGCGAGUUGCAAAAUAGUCUCCGUGACAAUUUCAAAUCACCAGCUUCUCUAUAAAGGUUAUCAUUUUGAGUCAUUAUAGAUACUUGUGCCAUCAAGAAUCAGCAGUUGACAAGAACAUAAAAUUA